AUGGCUCGCCAAGCGCCGUCCAAACCCGGGCCGGGCACAAAGCCCGUCCGCAAGAGCCGCCAGGCCCCCAAGUCGGAAAACUUCCAGCGCAUCAAGACGCUCAAGCAGAACAUGUUCUCGCCGGCCCCGCCGCCGCUGAGGAUGGCCCGGCAGCGAUACCUGCGCCACUGGACGAUCCAUCGCGCGUGGCAGCUGUUUCGACGCCAGCAGCACGAGAAGAUGAGCAAGGAGAGACAGCGCAUGCACGCCGGCAUGUACAAUGCCUGCGAGGAGCUGAGGAAGACAGUCGGGCCCGAGGGCAGGGGCGAAGGGUAUCUGUACAGAGUGGCCAUGGAGAAGAAGGGCGUCUGGGGCACGGACGCUGUCCCCAUUGAGUAUGCGCGAUUCCAGACGGACAGUCCCGCCAGGGAGCCCUGGAAUCACGACUGGAAAAGUUGUACACUACAGCUUCUGGAGCAAUAA
Molecule: messenger RNA, 462 nt
Organism: Metarhizium acridum CQMa 102
Lineage: Eukaryota; Fungi; Ascomycota; Sordariomycetes; Hypocreales; Clavicipitaceae
Product: mitochondrial 54S ribosomal protein mL40
Biological process (GO): mitochondrial translation
Molecular function (GO): structural constituent of ribosome
Source: RefSeq, a predicted model, not a curated record